ACAACGUUGGACUUCAUAUGAAUAUUAUCUGUUCGAGGUGAAGCAGAGCACAGUUACGGCGGAGGAAAGGACAGAUUGAAGCACUGGGACUGUGACAACUUACCUGAAUUUACGAUUUUCAGCCAGUAUUAUCUUGUCCUACCUGAACCACCUUUUUGCCAAAACCUCUAACUGCUGAACUGGUCAACUGUCAGUCCCGAUGCCACGAUGAGGCUCUUCACCCCCACCACGAAAACCACAACCAUGAGAGCCAUAACAACAAAGAGGUUUCUCACCCACCAUGUCCUCUCGGCAACUCGCUUUUCUACAACUACAACAAGAAUAACAAACCACCAUGGCAGUCACAUAAGACCAUACUCCUCCGAAAAGGGCACUCCCCCAUCACCUCUUUCCUCCCAAUCCCAACCUCCAUCGACCUUCAACCCCGAAACCUACCUCCAAACCGCCACCACAACCCUCUCCCUCAUCCCACCCAAACUCAUCCCCGACACCCUCCAUCCCACUCAAUCCCAUUUGCUCUCUCUCGGUUUAUCUUCUCACCUGCCGAGCAUUUGUCUUCCCCAGGGCUUUAACGCUCAGCCCCCCUCCCCCAACAAGUCCAUAUUCCCAUGGCCUAACCAGGAAGACGACCAGCUACCGCCAGGGUAUCAUCUAAUUUACUACCCCCUCCAAACCCCUCCCCACUUGCUCUUCCCCGACGGUACAGACGCCGACCAUUGCCCUGGAAGUCCCUUUACGAGGAGGAUGUGGGCGGGCGGGAGAAUUGACUUCGGCAAAGAGGGGUCGGAGGAGCAACAACAACAACAACAGUUCAAAGUGGACGGGAGGAAGACGGUUUGUGUUGAGACGCUAGGGACGCCUGUUUUGCAGGUUGGGAACAGCGGGAAGGAGCAGGAUCAGAAAGUGUAUGUGGAUGUUUGGAGGCGGUAUAUCGCUUUCCCGCCGGAGGCAACAUCGAGGGAAGUCGAAAGGGUGGUAGCAGAUGUCAUCAAGGACUCAUCAUCAUCAACAACCCCCACCACCCACAACAAAGAGCGCAAAGAAGCCGUGAUUUCUGAACUCCGCCGCCUCGUGUUCCUCCGUGAGCGCCCCGACGACGGCAACGAGCGCAGCGAACCUUUCCCAAGCCCAAACCCAAACCCAAACCAUCCCCAACAGAAACUCGAACCCGUACCAGCUCCAGCCCCAGCUCCAGCGAGGAUCAUCCGCGUCCCUCACCAACCCGAUUUCUCGUUUAAAAUGACGCCAGACGCCACUUUGCUCUUUCAGUUCUCCGCGCUGACGUUCAACGCGCACGCUAUCCACUUGGACCCGCUGUACGCGAGAGAGGUGGAGGGGUAUAAAGAGCGGUUGGUGCAUGGGCCAUUGACGUUGGUGAUUAUGUUGAGGGGGGUGGAGGGAUUUUUGAGGGUUGCUGGGACAAGUGUUGACACGACGACGACGACAACGGCGGCGGCGGCGGACUCAUCAGUUGGGACUGCUAGAGUCUCCGAGGUGAUCAAGGAGAGGUUGUUUGUCCCGCGGGGGGAAGAAACAGCUGAUAGAAAAAAGAGAAAGCGGUGGGAGGUUGCAAGUAUAGAGUACAAAAAUCUCCGCCCGCUGUUUGUAGGUGAGGAGAUGAAGGUUUGUGUGAGGUUGUUGCCGAAUAGAGAGAAGAAGAGUAGCGACAAGGCGGGCUUAGGCUUGAGUCUGGGUGCACGCAGUGAGAGGGUUGAUGUGUGGAUUGAGGCGCCGGAUGGGGGGUUGGCUGUAAAGGGAACUGUUGGAAUCGAGUGGAGGUAGUGAAGAGAGAGGUGAAGAGAGGUUGAGGUACAAGACCUGUACUCUCUCGUCUCCCUAUCUAUAUGUUUACGCCCUUACCUGUCCAUACAUAUUCGGAUACUCCCUAUAACCUUCAACUAUCAGGUCUCUCAGAUGAGCUGCUGAUGAAUUGGGCCCAGUAGUUGUGGUCCUAAACUUGAACCGAUAUGCAGCAGAACUAUCGGCGACAGUCAACAGAUGAUAUCAACAAGC
This is a messenger RNA of Neurospora hispaniola, 2013 nucleotides long. RefSeq lists its product as uncharacterized. Gene Ontology annotation, cellular component: mitochondrion. The record is from RefSeq and is a predicted model, not a curated record. NCBI's taxonomy places the organism in Eukaryota, Fungi, Ascomycota, Sordariomycetes, Sordariales, Sordariaceae. Gene Ontology annotation, molecular function: (3R)-hydroxyacyl-[acyl-carrier-protein] dehydratase activity. The transcript has a single exon. Bases 208 to 1782 code for a protein of 524 amino acids.